GGCAGCCCGCAUGGUGUCCGUGGAUUACUGCAGAGAUUAACGAUUAUUUCAACCUAAUGAGUUUGUUACCACUGAAAUAAGCAUCAACUAUGUUUCGGUUACUCUGCUGCAGAGCAAGCAUCACGGCUCCGGUACGAUGCGGUAAAACAGCAAACACAUGGAAACUUUCACGGUGGUACACAUCUCCACGAUCUCCAGCAUGCAGCUCCUCACAGCAGCCUGGAAAUGCUGUCAGUCGUGUCUGGAGCCUCACUCAGAGAGCUGUCCGUCAGUCCUCCACCAGUACAUCCAAACCCCCAGGAGUGGCCCUGAAGUUCAUCCUGGGACCAGCGGUGCUCACUGUCUCUGCACGGCUGUUCUGCCAUGUAGCUCACUGCGAGGCAGAUGUGAAUAACAACACUCCAGUGGAAGCUGUUACCAAAAACACCGUGCCUGAGUUCAAAUGGCAUAUCCUGUGGGAAUUUGUCAAACCUCAGCUGUUUGCUCUCAUUGGCGCUGUUGUGCUUGCAUUUGGUGCAGCUAUCUUGAACAUUCAAAUCCCCUUGAUGCUCGGGGAUCUGGUGAAUGUUGUGGCACGUUACCUGAGAGAGCAGACGGGAAAUUAUUUCCAGGAGAUAAGAGGUCCUGCGCUAAAAUUACUUGGACUGUAUGGUAUCCAAGGCCUGCUGACGAGCGGCUACAUCAUCCUGCUUUCAAGGGUCGGGGAGAGAGUGGCAGCGGACAUGAGGAAGACGCUCUUUGCAUCUUUACUGAGGCAAGACGUGGCUUUCUUUGAUGCCAAUAAAACUGGGCAGCUUGUCAACCGUUUGACUGCCGACAUUCAGGAGUUCAAGUCAUCCUUUAAGUUGGUCAUCUCUCAGGGUCUGCGGAGUAUUACACAAACAGUUGGAUGUUUUGUCUCUCUCUAUGUCAUCUCCCCCAAACUCACAGGUUUGACAGUAGUUGUCCUGCCCUGUCUGGUGGGAGCGGGGGCUCUAAUGGGCUCGUUCCUCCGCAAACUAUCUCGUUUGGCUCAAGAACAGGUGGCAAAAGCAACAGGAGUGGCAGAUGAAGCACUUGGCAAUGUGCGUACAGUGAAAGCUUUUGCGAUGGAGGAGCGGGAACUCCAGUUAUAUGCAUAUGAAGUUGACAAAUCAUGUGACAUGAAUGAAAAUCUCGGUUCUGGAAUUGCAGUUUUCCAAGGACUGUCAAACAUCGCCCUGAACUGCAUUGUUCUGGGAACUAUUUUUGCUGGAGGGACUUUGAUUUCUAACAAUGAAAUGUCCCCUGGAGACCUCAUGUCUUUCCUGGUUGCUUCUCAGACUGUUCAGAGGUCAUUGGCGAGUAUCUCGAUCCUUUUUGGACAGAUGGUAAGAGGAUUAAGCUCUGGGGCCCGGGUGUUCGAAUACCUCGCUUUGGUGCCUAGCAUUCCUAUGUCUGGAGGAGGACGCAUCCCAUACAACUCUCUGACAGGAAGAGUGGAUUUUAUGAACAUUUCGUUCAGCUAUCCAACGAGGCCUGGCCAUCAGAUCUUGACAAAGCUCAACCUAACGCUGCCUCCUAGUAAAACUGUUGCCAUUGUGGGAGAAUCUGGAGGAGGAAAGUCCACCGUGGCGGCCUUGCUGGAGCGUUUUUACGACCCGACCAGUGGUGUAGUCAUGCUGGACGGACUUGACAUCCGAACACUAGAUCUGUCCUGGCUCAGGGGACAAGUCAUUGGAUUUAUUAAUCAGGAGCCAGUUUUGUUCGGAUCAUCUAUCAUGGAUAACAUCCGCUUUGGGAAGCCUGAAGCCACAGAUGCUGAGGUCAUUAACGCAGCCAAGCAAGCCAACGCUCACGGCUUCAUUACAGGUUUCCCAGACGGCUAUAACACUGUGGUUGGUGAGCGAGGUGUGACGUUAUCAGGUGGCCAGAAACAGCGUAUCGCUAUCGCCCGCGCCUUGAUCAAGAACCCCUGCAUCCUGAUCCUGGAUGAAGCCACCAGCGCUCUAGAUGCAGAAUCAGAGCGAGUGGUGCAGGAGGCUCUGGACAGGGCCACGCGUGGUCGCACUGUGCUUAUCAUCGCCCAUCGGCUGAGCACCAUUCAAGCAGCUGACCUCAUCUGCGUCAUGAGCAAUGGCCGCAUUGUGGAGGCCGGGACUCACUUGGAACUGCUGAGCAAAGGAGGACUUUAUUCUGAUCUGAUCCGCAGGCAAAGAGCCGAGGGGAAGAAAUGAACAUGCUAAAACUUGUUUACUGUAGAUCCACACUGAGUAAUGAAAUUUCAUUUGAAAUGAAAUUCACAGGAAAGGUUUGCCUCAAUGGAUAAAUUAUGUAAAAACAUGUAAUGUAAAUCUUCUAGGUCUGUCUAGUUUAAUGACAAACUCUUAAAUUUAUGUAUGUAAAUGAGUAAGCGGACCAACUGGAUCAGCCUGUGAUGAUUAAAAACUACACCCCUGUACAGUAUUUAAAUUAAAGCUGAGGUAUGCAGUUUUUGGAAAGCGUAAGAAAACGGCAGAGUUUGAAGAUGUGCCCUCCUCCUGCAGCUCUCCUCUCCCUGUCCUUAGCCCCUCCCACCACACAAAUAUGGGCAUAAGGAUGCGCUUCAUAAUUAAUUAAUCAAUUAAUUAUUUCAUUUUAGAGUUCUCUAUCUGUUUAAGACCAAAAAUGAGACAAGAAUGAGCCAUCUACCUCACCCACUGUGUCGCUCCCCAUCACUGUGGACUGCUUCGCUAGGGGGUGAUGCAGCAGCUCCAGGGACGGAAAUUUGGUCGGCAGCUGUAGCAACUCAAAGUCUCAGGGGUCACAGUGGGGCAGUGGCCAGUGACAGCACCAGGUCCAUCCUGUGUAACAGCAGCAACAGAGUCUGGGCAUCAGAAAAGUGUGGUCCCCUGGCCCCCCCGCUGGUUCCAGUUGCUGCAGCCAGCGAGAUCAUCUGUAGUGGCAGGAGGGAGGCAGAGGACACACUGUUAUUCCAGGCUCUAGCUAGUUAUUAUUGGUGUGCGGGGUAAAGGUUUUUAACUUCUGCUAUCACCAAAACAGCAAAACAUCAACACCAAAACAUAUGCGUUAAUCAACAACCUGAACCUGACCCAAACUUUAUGCAUUAUAGUAGCACAAUUGUCAGAACUGAGACAGGGACAGAGACAAAGACUGAGCGCAGUGGCGCUGACGAUAAAGGUGCUUUUGUGUGUGUUUAAGAGAGAGAGAGAAACUGGUUGGGGAAGAAAAAAUUGAAUAUUACAUGCAAUGUUUCUGUGAGUUAUCAAUAACUCAGUCUGAAUGCUGUUUUGCCACUUAUUGACCCACCCACACAUUUUCUAGUAGGCUUACCUGAACCCACAUGACUCUCAGGUUGUGGGUCAACCCAUGCGUCACCACUGGCUACAUAAACAUGGAGCACAUUUAGCCUUUGGCAAAGGCUAGACUAUUUACAUUUUCUCUCCAUCUCUGAAACACUUUGCUGAUACUGACACAAGCUGUAUUUUGUUAUUUUCUUUUUUCAAAGUCUGUCUUCCUUUUUUGGGGGUUGCUUUGCAAUGUAUGCAGUUGUUGCCGAUGCUGAAAUAUCAACUUUUUCUGCAGGAUGUUCUGCUAUCAUAUCAAGGUUUCACCAAAACAUUAAGGCAUGCGCAUGUUUUUGUAGAACAGCCAAUAGGAACGUCCUCUCUCUGACAUGACGUGAUUGACCUAAGUCUUCAGUCACUGGCUAAAUUUUCCAAAGCCUGAAAACUAAGCCAAGAGGAGCUGCAGAAGUCGUGAAUUACAUUUGAAUCACAUCACAGUAACAUAGAACUGCCUACCCCAGCUCUAAAUGUGAAUUUCAUGACACUACUUUCCAUUAUCCUGUAUAGAAUGAUCAGUUAUAUUGUGAUAGAAAAAAUAAAUGG
Plectropomus leopardus (leopard coralgrouper) is the source of this 3848-nucleotide messenger RNA. It is a transcript of the gene abcb8, whose product is annotated as ATP binding cassette subfamily B member 8. Gene Ontology annotation, molecular function: ATP binding; ATP hydrolysis activity; ABC-type oligopeptide transporter activity. Gene Ontology annotation, biological process: oligopeptide export from mitochondrion. The record is from RefSeq and is a predicted model, not a curated record. Gene Ontology annotation, cellular component: mitochondrial inner membrane. Lineage: Eukaryota; Metazoa; Chordata; Actinopteri; Perciformes; Serranidae.